AUGACGUCUGGUAUUCAUGGUCCAUGUAUUGGUAACGUUCUACCUGUAUCCCGUCUGAAUUUCAAGGGUCUCUGUUUCCAAGACUCACCAUCAGGUGUCGGUAAUAGAGCUCUACAUUCCACUGUUUUUCCUGCUGGUAUACAUAUUGCAGCUACGUGGGAUCCAGACCUAUUUUAUAGACGUGGUGCGGCAAUAGGCAAAGAAUUCCGAGGUAAAGGAGUCCAUUUCGCUUUGGGUCCGAUGAUGAAUAUCGAUCGAAAUGCUCGACAUGGUCGUAAUUGGGAGGGAUUUGGUUCCGAUCCAUAUCUUGCUGGUGAAAAUUCAUUUUAUUAUGUUCAAGGUAUUCAAGAUCAAGGUGUUGUUGCAACUGCUAAACAUUAUAUUUGUAACGAACAAGAAACCAAUCGUCUUAUUUGUCCAUCAGAUAUUCUAACUCAAUCAGAAUUUUGUAAUUGCAGAGCUUAUUCAGCCAAUGUUGAUGAUAAAACAAUGCAUGAAAUAUAUCUUUGGCCAUUUGCCUCUAGUGUUGCUGCUGGCGUAGGUUCGGUUAUGUGUUCAUAUAAUCAGCUGAAUGGUACACCAGCUUGUCAAAAUGAUAAAAUAUUAAAGAGACUUCUGAAAGAAGAACUUCAAUUUCUUGGUAAUGUUAUGUCUGAUUGGGGUGCGACAAAAACUGGUGUUCAAUCAGCUUUAGCAGGUUUAGAUGUAGAUAUGCCAGGAGAUGAUGGUCUAAUGGGGUUUAACCUUGUACAAUCUGUUAAAAAUCGAAUGAUUACAGAAGAGAGAAUUGAUGAUAUGAUUAUUCGAGUUUUAACACCUUAUUAUCUUCUCGGACAAGAUCAAGAAUAUCCAUCACUUAACUUAGAUCGGAAUGUUGUUGAAGAUCAUUACAAGAUUAAUCGAGAAAUUGCUACUGCAGGCAUUAUUUUACUUAAGAAUACAAACAAUAUUUUACCAUUCGAUGUUACAAAAGAUAAAUAUUAUUUUAUUUAUGGAUCAGCAGCAGGUCAACCUGAUAAAGAUUUCGAUUCAGGACAUUCGUCAAAACAUUCAGGUGCUUUAUAUCAAGGUGGAGGUUCAGGCUUUGUUCAACCAACAUAUGCUAUUGAUCCUCUUACUUCACUUUUAAUUAAAGGUCGAGAUUUUCAUUUUCAAAUUCGAUAUAUUACUAACCAAAAUGAUUAUGUUGCUAUUAAUAAAUCAUUCAAUCAUCGUGAUUUUGCUACUGGUAAAUGUCUUGUUUUUAUUAGUGCUUGGUCUUCAGAAGAAUUGGAUAGAAAUGAUCUUCAUGCUUUAAAUAAUGGGGAUAAACUUGUUCAAACUGUUGCUUCUCGUUGUGCUAAUACUAUUGUCAUCGUCAACAGUGUUUCACAACUUAAUCUUGAAAGUUGGAUUGAUCUUCCCAAUGUGGUCGGUGUUAUCUGGUCAGGUAUGCCUGGAUCAGAAUAUGGACCAGCUAUUGUUGACGUUCUUUUUGGAAAUUAUAAUCCAGGAGGCAAACUUGUUUUUACACUUGCUAAAAAUGAUUUUGAUUAUGGUACUGAUAUUAGUCCAACAUACCAUUCCAAUUAUAGUGAAGGUGUUUUCUUAGAUUAUCGUCAUUUUGAUAAAUAUAAUAUUCUACCACGAUAUUAUUUUGGAUAUGGUCUGUCAUAUACAACAUUCUCCUUCUCUAAACUUCAUAUUGUUAAAACUGUAAAAGGUAAACAUAAGGCUUCAUUACAUUAUCGACAACAUCGAAUAAGACCUUAUACUAAUAUUGCUACUUCGAAACUUUAUGAACCUGUCUACGAAAUAACAUUUACUGUCACUAAUAGUGGUGAAGUUUAUGGUUCAGAAGUACCUCAACUCUAUCUUGGAUUUCCGGAUGAAGCAGAAGAACCAGCAAAAGUAUUACGAGGUUUCGAACGAGUGUAUUUAGCAGCAGGUCAAUCGAAACAAGUUUCAUUGAUAUUAACAAAAAAGGAUAUUUCAUACUGGAAUGUUAUUAAUCAAAAAUGGACUGUUGCUCCUGGUACUUAUACAGUUUCGAUUUCAACAUCUGCUAAUAAUGAUGAUAUUAAACUUCAAACUACUUUUAAUAUAGAGUGGCAAAAUCAAAAAAUUAAAAAAGAAAAAUUUAUCUCUCAAAAUCGGGAAAACAUCAGAAUGUUUUUGUGUGAAAUGAUAAAAAAAAUUGAAAAUUCAUUUUUAUCGUGUUAA
Messenger RNA from Rotaria sp. Silwood1, 2202 nucleotides. The record is from the annotation of a GenBank genome assembly. NCBI's taxonomy places the organism in Eukaryota, Metazoa, Rotifera, Eurotatoria, Philodinida, Philodinidae.